Molecule: messenger RNA, 2897 nt
Organism: Cercospora beticola
Lineage: Eukaryota; Fungi; Ascomycota; Dothideomycetes; Mycosphaerellales; Mycosphaerellaceae
Gene: CUE3
Product: Cue3p
Molecular function (GO): ubiquitin binding
Source: RefSeq, a predicted model, not a curated record
ACCGCCCACUGCAUCGACGAUUUCCCUCCAUCAACAUGUCCACCCCAAUUUUCGCGCCGGUCCCAUCAGCGGAUCUCCGCCUCAGCCUGGGACCCGAGGAGUGGGAAGUCUGUGUGGAUGCUUGGCUGACCUUGACUGAGUCGAUCUUGCGACUGGCUCCCUCUGACUUCAGCUUGAACGCCAGCGAUCAUGGCACUCUACCUUCGUUUCUGUCCACUUUCUAUAGAGAGCUUUCGAAUCUGCAACCGGCCGACCAGACCUUGAGCUCAGCGAAAGCAGGGUUGUUGAGAAAAGCAGCCUUCAAGAUCGUGUCUCGCGUGUAUCUUGGCGAUGCACCGAUACCACUCUCGCUACUCGACUUCGGCUUCCUCUCCAACUUCUGCCAUGCCAAUCUCAAAGCUCUGGCACUUCAGAAGCUUCUGACGCGAGUAUGGAAGAAGAAGGGCGAUCUACUAGCACCGCGAUUACAGAAGCAGAAGGAUUUGGUCACCGCAGCAUUAGAGUCAAGGAAUCCGGAGGAUGGAAUCCGACUUCUCACCCAGCUUGCACCCGUGAUGCAUGCAUCGAUCGAUAUUGCCUCUCUUUUCAUGACUGGUUCAGACUUUCUGGACUCUUUGGUGUCAGCUUACAGCCAUGCCGCCAACGAUGAGCAAAAGAAAGCUGUAUCUACAGUUCUGUUCCUUGGUCUCACGUCACUACCCACCACAGAGCCUCCAAAAUAUUCACUGCUCUCAGACCACCUUUAUACGCUGAAGAGCCAUGGUGACAAAUCCCCGCCAAACCAGUCACUCUUGGCCGAUGUUAUCACCAACACUUCUAUUCUCCUGAAGUUGCGGCAUUCGCUUGGAGAGAAGGCUCCGGAGAGAGUGUACAAGCUCCUUGAUACGCUAGAGACAUACCGCACGCCGAGUCUGGCGAGGCAGAAACGUCGAGCGCGCAGUAGCCGCAAACCAGCGAAGGGUAAACAGCCCGCGGCAAAGGCUGAGCUCAAUGUACAUCAAAUGAGCCUAGUCACACAAGUGCAAGAUCUCUUUCCGGAUCUCGGCUCGGGCUUUGUGAUGAAAUUGCUCGAUGAAUACGCAGACAACGUUGAACAGGUAACAGCACAUCUACUCGAUGACUCUUUGCCUCCCCAUCUAGCGUCUCUGGAUCGCAGCAAGGAGGCGAACGUGCACGAUGACAGUCAGCAAGCCGCAGUUGACCAAUUGGUACCGCGAUCAACGCCCCCAGCCUCGGAAUCACACCUACCUGAUAGAAGGAACGCAUUCGAUGACGAUGAGCUCGAUCGCUUAGACUUUGAUACUAGUCGCCUUCACAUUGGCAAAAGAAACAAGAGCCUGUCGGCGGAAGAUCAGCCAAAUAAGGCGGCCAUAUUAUCUGCAUUGGCCGCAUUCGAUUCUGACGAUGAUGAGCGCGAUGAUACAUACGAUUUCGAAGACGUGGGCGGUACUGUCGAUACUACAGCUCCAGACGGAGAACCCGGGACCGCCGCAAAGGUAACGCAAGAAGAGAAUGACAUGGCUCUCUUCAGCGCAUACAGGUCGUCUCCCGAGAUGUUUGGUCGAUCAUUCGAUGUACGCCGGGGACAAGCACGAUCGGCAUUAAAGAAAGAAACUGGAAUGUCCGACGAACAAAUUGAGGGCUGGGCAGUCAUGCUUCAACGUGAUCCUAAGCGACUGAAGCGCUUGGAAGCGCAGACCAGCACAUUCACUGGAAGGCAGACAGAGCUUACAAGCACGGCUUACCAUGGCAGUGCGGGAAAUACUGAGACCGAGGACUCAGAUGCUGCACCGGGAGGGCGAGGCGGGUUCCAAGGACGUGGUAGAGGAGGUCGUGGAGGGAGAGGUAGAGGCCGAGGAGGAAGUGUUGCAGGACCAUCGAGUGACCCCAGUACUGCGAAUGCACAGCGGAAGAAGGAGGCAAACAAAUCGAGUCGCGCAAAUCACAACCGCCGUGAUCAGCGUGCGAGGAAGAUGGCACGAGGUGGCUUUCCUGGUUGAUGACGACGCGCAAAGAAUUUAGAAAAUGACCUCAGCCGCUGCGGUGGAAGGAGAGUGAUCAUAUCGGUGCAUCUGUAUUCACAGCAUUAACGAAAUGGUUUGUCCCCUGCGCCACUCUGCAUCUAUUCACUUGCGCGUGUGCCAGCGCUUUAAGAUCCAGCUCAGAUACCACUCUGCCCAACGCUUGCACGAGCGACAAAGCUGGGCAACAUCACUGCAAUACGGCUCGCCAAUCAAGUUAUCACGUCUACACGAAGCACAGCAACAUCGUUCAGAUGGGCAACACCGUUUCUCAAGAUGGCAAAAGCACGCCAGCUCCAGGCAUGAGUCCGCAUCUCUCAGCAUCGCCGCCAUCCUCGAGUCCGGACGACGUCGAUACUGGACGCGCUCAGCCUGCGCCAAUCUUCAUCGUCAUGACGCACACCUGCGACCCAAACAAGCAACACAUCCUCUUUGUAACAUCUCAGCAAUGUUCGAUCUUCCCGGAGACGCAGUCGACCACAUGGAAGUCCUCGUCAGACAACACCCACCUAAAGAAUGCGAAGACAUCGAAGAGUUCCUCCAAGAGACACUGUGGCAGAUCUUUCAAGAUGGAGAAGGAGAAGCUGUGGGCGUCGGCUACCAGUACCUCGCCGGCGAUGGAAAACGCAGAAGUAUCUGGCUUGCUGGUGAGCUGUGAAGUCGGAAUUGUGCUCGGCAGGAAGGAGCUUGAUCUUUGGCCAAGAACGCCGGAAAGCAUAUCACUCAGCUUAUUUUCCCGAGCCUGAUGCGCUCUGCCUCAGGACAACAUCGGCGUGAAAGUCCUGAGCACGGGAAGCAUAGCAUGGCGGACUGGGAUCUCGGGCUCCGUGAAGCAUUGCCUACACAAUCGAGAAGCUGCAAACAAUUAAUGCGUUC